Lucilia cuprina (Australian sheep blowfly) is the source of this 2639-nucleotide messenger RNA. RefSeq names its product mucin-4 (gene Map60). The coding region runs from base 172 to 1620 and encodes 482 amino acids. The record is from RefSeq and is a predicted model, not a curated record. Lineage: Eukaryota; Metazoa; Arthropoda; Insecta; Diptera; Calliphoridae. The transcript has 4 exons.
GCAUAUCAAAGUAGAAAACGCAAAAACGAAGCGCAGCGGCAUAUAAAUUGUAUUGUUAGCAGAAGAAGCAAAAAAAAGAAAAUUAUUGCAAAAUCUUGACAAAAUUGAAAAAUAAAUCUCUAAAAGAUAAAAUAAAUAGAAAUUAAUAUCAAAUAAACACAUUUAAACACAAUGCCCAUACAGUUGGAUAAAAUUUUAGGCGAUAUAGCCAAUGAAAAAGUAUUGCAUCCCAACUAUCAGGGCGCCACAAAAAAAGAAAUUGAUGACGCCUGGACUAGAGUUGGAAAAAAUAGUAAUUUAUCUGUGCAUGAAUCUCGUUCCAUAUUCAAAGUGUUGCAGAAAAAAUAUGAACAAGAGAAAUUGAAAGAUUCCUCGGCUUGGAAGUUGUUUGGUCUAAUGGAUCAAAUACACAAAAAAGUAGAGCCGAAAGUUGACGAAAAAGAAGAUGAGCCCAAUGCACCGAUGGAAGAAGACGAGGAGUACGAAAUGCUGGAGGUGCAAGAAGAUGAAGAUAAUGGACAAGCGGGUCAUUCAGGUGAGUCAGCCUCAGAAGGUGAAAGUCCAGCAAAAUCAAAUUGUUCUACUGCAUCGCCAGAAAAAGAAGAUAAACCUGUUGCAAAAACUCUUAACCGUCAGCAGACUACUCCCACUAGUAAUGCUCAUCAUCAGCAGCAACAACAAGCGGAUAAAACGCCCUCCACGAAAUUGUUAAAUACUUUAGCGGCUGCUGCCAAUACACCCAAAAGUAAUACGAAUAUGGCUACGCCACAGACACCCUCAGCCACUGCAGCUGCCUUGCAAAAGAAAGGCAUCACCAUGAAAAAGACAACUGGCAAUCAACAGGGUCGUUCUUUAAUAAAUCAAAAUCUUAAACAACAACAAUCUAAAAUAACUGGACGUACCGCAGCUAAUGCUGGUGCCAUGCAUGGCUUAGAAGUUGGAAAAACUAUACAAUUGCCCGAUUCAUUGAAACGUAAAUUAUCAGAAGACCAACCUACGACACCACAAACAAAGAGAGCAAAUCAACAGAGUACACCACAAUCGAACAGUGCUUCACCAUCAGCUAAAUCAGCUUCGCCACACCGACAACAGCGCACAACCACAGCUCAACUUUUGCAACUCAAGCAAGAUCGCAAUGAUCAGCAGCAAUCUACAAAUGUCACAAAUGCCACCAACACCACGGGCAUUAAUCUUAUCACCAUACCAACUAAUCCUACGGCUACCGGCCUAGUUAAUGGUCUCAUUUCCUCGGGCGGAGGUGGCCCCUCAUCAUCUACUGCUGCCACAGUAGCUUCGACUGCUUCUACUAAUGGUUUUUCACCACGUAUUGAAGAGAUAGAUUUUCGCAAUGAUAUUAUAUUUGAUGCCAAUAACGAUGUCAAUGGCACUGCUCUAGCCGGCAAGGUGGACAAUUCUUCAGAGAUAAUCAAUCUGGGCAAUUUUGACAAUUCUUUGCCGCCGACAUUCUUUAAAAAUCUUGGCAAUUCUUCACGUCAUGAAGCUUUCGGUCUGUAUGUUGCAAAUGUUAUGGAUCGUUUACGCCCUCGUUCGGCGGCCAAAUUAGAAGUUGGUAUUCUAAAAGCUAUUUUAGAUAUACAAAGUGAAGAAUUGGAACAGUAGUUUGCUUCUUAAGAGUAGCCUUAGUAAUAGUUCAGUAAUUAUACGAAACAUUUUAAAAAUUUGCAACAACACUCUUUAUCCGUAUUAGUUUUCUUUAAAAACAAAAUUUUGUCUGCUUUUUAAUUAUUAUUUGUGUUUAUGUUUUAAUACUUAAAAUUCCAUUUUAUUUAAAUUAUUUUCAGAACUUAAUUAACCUUAUAAUGGUAAAAUUAAUAAAAAAAAUUAAAAACAAAAAAAGUUAUACAAAACCAUUUAGUUAUUAAGCUUAAAAAUUUUUUUUAAAUAAAAAAGUUUUCUGACUUGAUUGGAUUUCAAUGAUUAAUGAACCGUUUUUUUUUUAUAAAAAUUUAAGUUUAAAUUUACCCUACAAAUUUUUAAUUUUUUCUCUAAAAUCCAACUCGGUUUUAGUAACUUUUGACAGUUCUCCCCUUCCUCCUUAUUCUUAUAAGCAAAUGUAACAUUUCAUUCACUUCAAUUGUCAAUUAUUUCGCGCGGUUUUCUUUACAAUCGGUAUUAAUUUCGCGAGUGUAAAGUUUUUAUUAAAAAAUUAACAUUAAUAAGUUUUAAACAAUUGUAAAAAGUAUUUAAAUGUAAACUUUGAUUAUUGUUUAUAAAGGGCGUUAUGAAGGUUUUUAAAAAUUACUUUAUUUAUAAUUGAAAUUUGUUAAAUUAAAAAAGCAUCAUCCAGCGGCACUCAACAGACAGACAGUUGUGUAGUUUAUAGUUGGUAGUGGCCGGAAGAGUAUAUUUAAAGAAAUUUGGUUGUUUAUUGAUAAAUUUGAAGAAAUGUUUAAAAAUUCUUUGAAAAACUUGCUUAAAUAUGUAAAUCCCAACAUACCUUAAGGUACCUGAUUGAUUGCAUGAAGUACGGGGCACAUUAGGGUGGUAGCAGACUAACAAAUGUGUACUUGUUAAUAAAAAGUGUUGUCAUGAUUAUAUUUCUUUAUUAUUUAUGUAGAAUAGAGCAAGAUUCUAAAAUGUUUAUUAAAUUUAUACGAAAUACUAAAUUUCACUUUUAA